Messenger RNA from Drosophila mojavensis, 5053 nucleotides. RefSeq lists its product as uncharacterized. Lineage: Eukaryota; Metazoa; Arthropoda; Insecta; Diptera; Drosophilidae. The coding region runs from base 1 to 4935 and encodes 1644 amino acids. The record is from RefSeq and is a predicted model, not a curated record. The transcript has 11 exons.
AUGGAAGGAGCACCACCGCCAAAGCCUCGUCGGACACGACAUAGAAUCAGUGCCAUGCACUAUGAAUCCCUGCCCACGGCUCCGCCUGCCAUGUGCGGACGGACCGAUGAGAACAUCUUCCAGUUUCCAGCUGUGGCCUCGCGGGCACGCAAUCUCUCUGCUUCGCCCAAGCUGCGCGAGGAGAAGGAUUUGCCCGUGUGCGAGCAUGGAAAGCAUAGUUGUCACUUCUGUCAGCCCUACCGAGCGGAUCGUGGCACGAUUGAGCCGCUCAAGAAUCGGCUCAACACUGCCAUUGAGGCCAUGGAUCAACUAACUCGCACAUGUGCAAUGCUUGAGGGCCUGUUGGAGCAGAAACUUGCCACCAUCACGGACAAUGACGAGGAGUCGGCAGCCGGAAUGGAGUCGGAUAUGAUAGCCCUCAAUGCUGCUUCAACUUCAACUUCAACCUCAACUCUGACUGCAGCCAGUGCUCCUGCUGCUGCACAAGCUCCAGCCACAUCCACACCCACCGCCGACACCGAAUUCGAGUUGGAGCACUCGUUGACCUGGCUGGAAUCCCUAUUGGGCACCGAGGUGGUGCCUCCCACAAAGCAUGGCAAAUUCAAGCGAAUACGCGAGCGCAGUAAGUCCAUGAUGGAGGAAGAGAUAAACAUGUAUUUAAAGGGCGACCGGCAGAUGAAGAACUCCUCUAGGCCAUAUUUGCUGCGCCGGCAGAGCACCUACAGCGACAACAAGUCCAAGGUGUCCAAGUGGACAAAGGUGAAGGCGGCUUUCAAGUGGGAGCGGGCCAAUGUGCCGCCCACAGCUGCUCACGAUUCCAAUACAUUGAUGCCGCUUAAUCUAGAAGUAGAAAGAUAUUUAAAGGUGCCAAUAAGCGGCGCAGGCGGCAGCAGCUCCGCGGACAGCAUCAUCAGCUCCUCGUCGGGUCACUUUUUGAGCGAAACGGGCGGCACACCUGGUACCAUCAGCUCGGCCAGCUCCUUGGAUGAGCUGCAAAUGGAUGCGGGCAGUCGCCAGCCAAUGCGGCGACAUUCAGCGAAGGGUGACUCGCGGCCCUCCAGCUAUGAAGUGGAGCUGCGUAAGUCGGCCACGGAUGAGCGCUUGGAUACGGCCAAGUGCUCGCUGCCAAGCAAAUCAUCAUCGAAUAAGUCUCUACGUCGCUCGCGAGCCUUCUCGGACUUUGAGGUGCUGCCCGAGGAUCAUGUGGCGGACAUUAAGGCGACGACCAGUCGCCGGAACAAGCUGCCGCCCAGUCCUUUAAAUCUCAAUCAGGUGUGCAGUGAUCUGCCGCAGCUGCAUUCUCCGCUCAAGAGUCCAAAGGAUGGAUCACGUAUGCGUCAAGUGAACUCGCCGGGAAACUCUUCGGUGCCGAGCAGUCCAUCCAGGCAUUCGGAUUUCUUUGGUGAAUUUGAGAGCGAGGAGCUAUCAAGUGGAGUUUCCUCGGAGCCCACGACGCCAAACUGUAAGACUUUCACACAGAACGAAGAUGAAGUAUUUCAACAUUAUCAACUUCUACUACUCAAACUAGAUAUGGAGUUCAAGCACAAGCAAUGCGAACUAAAGCGAGCCAGCGCGAGCAAUCGCAGUAAGCCACACGAUAGACAUUCAGGUAAUCCACCGACCACGCCUAAUCCCGAUUCUAUUCCAGGCGUCAAGCUCAGCAGUGGUGGCCCAGGCAGCGUCAGUGGCAGCGGCAAGCGCAGCAGCGAGGAGCAUUCACCCACGCAGCUGCUGCACAGUGAUCUUAUGUCCACCGAACAGCUCGAGCAGAAUUUGACGCCGCAGUUCAAGAAGAAGCUUCACAAAUGGCGGGCCAAGCAGCAGAGCUCCAAUUGCUAUGCCACCUCCGAGACAGCGGCGAGUCCCACAGCCAAAAGUCUAAGUGGCGGCGAUAUAAAGCCAAAAAUCGACUGGAAUCUUUGGAGCUCGGGUGCAUUGAAGCUUGAGGGUCAGGGCCUGUGCGCGCUGCCAGACCAAAAGGAUUUACCUGAAAAGUUUCAAAAAAAGCUGGAGCAAUGGAACCGCUUGAAGUGUACGCCCGUCGGUGGCACCAACUCCGACAAUGAUUCUCUCAAGCGCAGCUCCAAGCACAAUCAGUCCAGCCGGCGAGGCUCUGAUGAUGAUCGCUGGUACAAGCACAAGCCGCACGAAAAGGAAAAAUUGGCACGCCUUAAAGCUAUCGUGGCACCGGAUCAUACAUCUAAGAAUAUUGAGGUGAAGACCUCAGAUGGCGAGGUGAGAAAAUUCGAGGGCAUCUCUCGCAAAUUUACACGUAAGCUUUACGAGUGGGAGAAGGCCAGAGGCAUCGGACCAGAGGCCUCCACGUUUGCGCUGCUCCAUCCUGGCUACAGUCCUUUAUAUGUGGGUCUCAUCAACAAGGAGUGCAAUAAAAACAACCCCGAGCACUCACCGACGCUGAGCCGCUCACUAUCGCUGGAUAGUGUGGCGCCCAAUGGCAAUCAGGCUCCGGUCAUAUCGCAGCAGGCCUCAUCCUUGUCGCUAAACGAUGUCAACGAUUUUAAGGAGAUGCAGGACUGCACAGAUUCGCCGGAUCAGGAGUUCAAGAAGUACGACGAGCCCGAGGCAGUGAUGGUCGAAGUGGAGGAGCACAUACACGACACCGCCUCCCCGCUGGUUACCGCCCACACGCUGGUCGAGCAGCAAACGCCCAUCUACAAGUACGAGGAGGUGCAGUGCAAUGACUAUGUCAACUCGCGUCGAGUUCAGAGCUUUGAGUCACACACGAACCUGGCCCCGCUGCUGGGUGCACUGAAACGUGCCGACGAGCUGUUUGCCCGGCUCAAGCAGGCCACCGCAGACAUCGUGGAGCAUGUGGAAAUGCGGGAUUGCCAGGCGACCUUGCUGAGCAUUCGCAGUAUUUAUCUAUACUACUCCAACAAUUUGAUGAAACCGAACGUGCUGAAUGCUGUGUCCGAUGUUCAGAGUGACUUGGGCCGUCUGGCCGAGCUGAUUGUGAAGUCACCGCUGGAUGAGGCAUGCUGUCAGGAGACAAUGGCGGAGCGCACGACCGAGUACUUGGAGGAGCUUCAGGGUCUACACGAAUCGCUACUCUGCCUAAAGUUGAGCAUACAGGGCGGCACGACUCGUUUCCCCCGGGACGUUGUGCCGGACAUCAACAUAACGGCCGAGGACGGGCAGCAAGUGGAGAGCAGCUCUACCUAUGCCACUGGCGAUGCUUCCAGCCGCGAUCAUCUGACGCUGGAUGAGCACAGCGCCGCCUCGCCUUCGCCCUCGCCCAGGGAGCAUGAGACCGAGACAAGCACCACGACAGGCACCCUCUGCCGAGCGAGCAGCUCUGUGACUGCAUCCAAGAAAAAGCUGCGCCUGCGCAAGAUGGGCUCGCGUCAGAAUAGUAAAACCGAGAGCGAUAGCAGUGAUGCGGAUACACAGAGUGUGUUGGAGACACCGCGACGCAUACGCCGCAAGAACUUCCGGCUGAAGCAGCGAUCAUUAGAUGAUGAUUUUCGCCUGAGCUCUGUGACAACGACGGGCCAUGCGCCAUCGGCCGAGCCAGAGGAAAUCAUUUGCAGUUCGCUAAAAGUGAAGCCUGGCGAACGCAUCGAGGAGUCGCACAGCAUAGCCAGCAGUAUAGCCCAGCCGAUCGCCAAGCAAGCUGGCUUCGUACCACCGCCGUUGCCGGAGCAGCAUGCACGCAGCUACAACACCAAUGCCAAUGUGUUUGUGAAGACCAAGCGCAAGCUAUUCACUGCAGUGCCGAAGCCCAAUGCCCCCGAGGGCAUAACUGUCAUAGAGAAGGAGCUGGAGAGUCCCACGUAUAGCGUCGAGGAGGCACAGUCUCCCAUAUCCAAGGUGCCCACUAAGCAGGCUGCGCCACGUCCUUUAAGUCUAUACAAAUCCAUCAGCUUGGAGCGCCUGUUGCCUCUGCGAGCCAAGGAUGAGUUGCGCAAGUGCCAGAGCGCCAAUGAUGUGCAUCGAUCGUCCAUUCCGGUGCGUGCUCCACUUGCUAGCGAUAGCAUAAAAUGCCUGACGCGCUCCAAGCGUCACCUGGGCAUGUCCGCAUUUCCCCAAGCGCCUCCGCGCAAAGCGCAUCUCUACAAGAAGAACUCGCUGCACAAGUCGCAGAGCGCCACAGUUAGCAACAACAUUGAGCACAAGAUUGCCAAGACCAGCUCUGGGUCCUCGGUGAGCAAGGCCUGGCCAGCAUCGACGUCCAUAGUAUUGCCCAACAAGCAGGACAAUACACUACCACGCAUACAGCGCAAGCUGGAGGCCAAGGCAAAGGUUAUGCACACCCCAACCAAGGCAAAGCACUUCGAGUUCCCAACAUCCAUCAUGGAGCCCCAACGUCCGAUGACGCCGAUGUCUGAGCGCGCCUUGCGACUGCAGCAGGCCAAGGCAGAGUUUUUACAGAGUGCACCAGUGACGCCCAGGCAGGAGCCCCUGACUCCCAUAGCCAUGAACAAUGUGCCCUUGCACAAGAGCGUCAGUGCUGGCAGCAUGCGGGGCGAUGUGGGCUGCUCGAUAGAGCAGCUGCAGCAACGACAACAACAAGAAGUGACCACGGAUCAGGAGAGUGUCAGCAACUCCAGCGCCUACGAUAGCUUGCCGCGCACUGUCACGCGCUCGGCACGGAUCUCCAGCAAACUGGGCUUUGCCACGCUGGCCUCCAAGCUGCGUCGCGGCGGCAAAAAGCCCAAGGAACCACCGGCUCCCAUGCCGCCAGGCAGUGCAUUGUCCGCACUCUGUCGACAAACGCUGAUGGCCGAUUUGGUCAUUGGUGGCGAACACCCACCACCCAGUCCCUCUGCGACCACAUCGGCGCCCGCUCGCAAUGUGCUCAAGUCUCAGAGCUCACCACAAGCGGCCAUAUCGAAUUUGCAUGCCAGCUACGAGGGCCUCAACAAAUCCCUAAGCGAGCAGUAUGUGCGCCAGCUCAAAGAGAGCGACGUCUAGUCAGCCAUAUAUGUAUGAGCACCUAAGUCCUCUAACUUCAGAUCUAAGCAUAUCAGUGAAUGUCAUCAGAUUGGCUACCCAACAGCUUACCAAAUAUAUUAUACAACACAAUAGUAAA